GCUAGCUAGAGAGCAGAGAGAAAUUGGGAAGCAGAUGGAGAUCGUAGAGACCAACGAGCGUGUGUUCGAUAGGAAGAUGGAAGAACCUCAACGAGCAGCAUUGAAGGAAGAUUGGAGAGCGUUCAAGAAAUUCUUCGAGCAAGACAAGAAAGCGUUGCUGGAGCCAAUGGACUUGGACAAGAACACCGCCAUCCACGUGGCCACGCACGCCGGAAAACCGCGGCUACUGGCGGAGCUGCUGGACAUGCUGCCGGGGAAGGAUAGGUGGCGCGCGCUAAGGGCGAAGAACGCCCGCAGCUGCACCGUUCUCCACCACGCCACGCUGUUCACGGAUAACGUGGAAAUAGUGGACGUGGUGCUCAAGUGCGAGAGGGAAGUGACGCCGCUGCUGGAUGAGGAGACUGAUGAAGAGUUGGCGUUGGUGGAGAUGAAGAAUGAGUUGGGGGAGACGCCGCUGUAUAUGGCUGCAAAGGAAGGGAACAUUAAGAUGCUUCAACACAUGGACAAGUCUGUGGCGGAUAUUCACUUGCAUUUUCUCAGAGAUUCCGACAAAUUACCCAUUCUUCACAUUGCUAUCAUUGGUCAACACUUGGAUGUAGCCAUUUGGUUACUGAAAAAGGACGAGAAACUUGCUGAUGCAAAGGAUGAAAAGGGAUUGACUGCACUCCAACUGCUAUCCGAAAUGCCGUUUGUUUUCCGCAGCUGUUGCCCCCAGGGGACCACAACUCUCGUAUAUUCGUUGCUUCCCGAGCAAUAUUACGAGUAUGAAGAUUAUGACGAAAGCGUCGCGAUCAUCAGAAAUGGGAACGAUAUAGAAAGUGGAAAAGAAAAUAAAAAGCCUCCUACCUCAGGAUUUUCUAGGAUCAAUUACGCUAUAUGGAAUUUUCUCGCAAGAGAAUGGGAUGCGGUUGGUCGUGUUUGGGAGAAAAAGAAGCAGCAUAAGUUAGCUGAGUAUCUAGCAGAUAUGUUAGUGCAGAAAGACAACUCAUGGCAAAGAACUUGUAAUGAAAAACAGCGAACAGUGGUGGUAUUGCCAAUUAUUAAGCCAGCAAACGUGGCUGCACGGAAGAAACAGCUGAAUGAACUGAAAGAUACUCAAUCUACAAACCAAACCGCGCGUACUUACAGUGAGUUCACGCCGUUAUUGUUGGCGGCGAGCGCGGGAAUAGUAGAAAUCGUUGAAAAAAUCAUUGACAUAUAUCCUGAAUCUAUAAACCACGUUAGCGAGAACGAACAGAACGUGCUGCAUGUGGCUGUGAUAACCCGUCAAAAGAAAAUUUAUCAGGUCAUAAAGAAUUACGGUGCGUUGAAAAUGUUGGCAGGUCGCAUAAGUGAUAAAGGCCGCACUCUCUUGCACCAAGUGGCGAGGAUGGAAUAUUACAGAGGAGGUCAAGUAGCUGGCUAUGCAUACGAAUUGCAAGAUGAGUUGCGUUGGUACGAACGUGUGAAGAAGAUUAUUCCCCCGAACCUAGUGAUGCACUGUAACGAAGACAACCUAACGGCUCGAGAGCAGUUCGAGAUAGAGCAUGCUAGCAUGCUAAAGGAAGCACAAGAGUGGAUAAAGGAGACAGCGCAGUCAUGCUCGACCGUGGCAGUGUUGGUGGCCACCGUAGCGUUCGCAGCAGCCUACACCGUCCCAGGAGGAACCGACGGAAACGGCUUCCCCGUAUUUAUCCGUUCUCCGGCGUUCCUCUUUUUCACCAUCAUGGACGUGGUAGCCCUAGCGAGCUCACUGGCUUCAGUGGUGAUGUUCCUCUCGAUCCUCACAUCUCCGUUUGAGAUGUGGGAAUUCCACAAGUCACUCCCGAGGAAACUCACGCUGGGGUUCGGUUUGCUCUUCUUUUCGUUGACCGCGGCAAUGUUGUCGUUUAGUGCCACCAUUUUGUUGACCGUGAAGUUAGAGUAUAACAAGUGGAGUUCCAGUUUGAUAUACAGUGCUGCGUUUUUCCCUGUCUCUAUAUUCAGGUUACUGCAGUUCCCCUUUUACAUGGCGAUCAAAGACCGGUUAUUAAUGUUGUUGAAGAAACUUAAGAAGAUGGUUCCCAGUCGCAUCGUCAAGUCCGCGGAAAAAUCCAAGAUGAGAAAGUAUCGUCGCUUUGGCCGAAGAGGGUACUAAACUAGUUCA
Cajanus cajan (pigeon pea) is the source of this 2125-nucleotide messenger RNA. RefSeq lists its product as uncharacterized. NCBI's taxonomy places the organism in Eukaryota, Viridiplantae, Streptophyta, Magnoliopsida, Fabales, Fabaceae. Gene Ontology annotation, molecular function: protein binding. The record is from RefSeq and is a predicted model, not a curated record. Gene Ontology annotation, cellular component: membrane.